UCCGGGGUGAGAGGUGAGGCGGGGAGGUCCUUCCCUCUCUCCUCGCCCUUCCCCCACCGGCUGACAUGCCAACCCAGCAGUCGGCGGCGUAGCAGCUGCGCGGAAGUUUCCAGCUUCUGUUUAUUUUUCUGUUGGAUUCUUUCUGAAGCUCCAGAAUGGAGUUCGAGCUCAUGGAGAAUGAUAUUCUGGAAUCACUUGAAGACCUAGGUUACAAAGGCCCAUUGUUAGAAGAUGGAGCUCUGACACAAGCAGCUUCUGGUGGAGCCAGUUCCCCAGAAUAUACCAAACUUUGUGCCUGGCUGGUGUCAGAACUAAGGUUGUUUUGCAAGCUGGAGGAAAAUGUACAAGCAACUAACAGUCCAAAUGAAGCAGAAGAGUUCCAGCUUGAAAUGAGUGGGUUACUGAGUGAAAUGAACUGCCCGUAUACAAUACUAACUUCAGGAGACGUCACCAAGCGCCUUCUCAAUCAGAAAAACUGCCUCCUACUGCUUACAUACCUCAUCUCAGAAUUGGAAGCUGCCAGAAUGCUUUGUGUGAAUGCACUUCCGAAAAAAGCCCAGGAAGGUAGCGGCAGUGAAGUCUUUCAGGAACUAAAAGGCAUAUGCAUUGCUUUAGGCAUGUCCAAGCCUCCAGCCAACAUAACUAUGUUUCAAUUCUUUAGUGGAAUAGAAAAAAAGUUAAAAGAAACAUUAGCAAAAGUUCCUCCAAAUCAUGUAGGAAAGCCUUUACUAUCAAAACCACUUGGUCCAGUUCAUUGGGAAAAGAUUGAAGGUAUUAAUCAAGCCAUAGCCAAUGAGUACGAAGUUCGGAGGAAAUUAUUAGUGAAACGUCUAGAUGUAACUGUUCAAUCAUUUGGUUGGUCAGAUCGAGCAAAGAGUCAAACAGAGAAAUUGGCUAAAAUCUACCAGCCAAAACGUGCCAUGUUAUCUACUAAAUGUGCUAUAUCUGUUGCUCAUCUCUUGGCUGCUAGACAAGACUUGUCAAAGAUUAUGAGAACUAGCAGUGGGUCUAUCAGAGAAAAGACUGCAUGUGCCAUUAAUAAGGUGUUAAUGGGCCGAGUACCUGAUAGAGGAGGUAGACCUAAUGAAAUUGAGCCACCACCUCCUGAGAUGCCACCGUGGCAAAAAAGGCAAGAUGGUCCUCAGCAGCAAAGUAGAGGUGGAAGAGGUGGAUAUGAGUCAUCAUAUGGGGGCCGUGGCGGUUAUGAACACGGUGGUCAUGACAGAGGAGGUCGAGGAGGAUAUGACCAAGGAGGUUAUGACAGAGGAAGCCGUGGAGGAUAUGACUCAUCCUAUGGAGGCCGUGGAGGUCAUGAACAUGGGGGCCAUGAACGAGGCGGGCGAGGACGUGGUGGUUAUGACCAAGGAGGCAGGGGGGGAGGAAGAGGAGGCAAACCGCAAGGAGGCUGGACCGAUGGUGGUGGAAGCGGCUAUCAAGAGGUCAACUAUAGGGAAAAUAACUAUAGAGAUGCAGGCUAUCAAACUGGCGGUUACCAUGGUGGUGGUAGCACUGGCUACCAAGGAAGUGGCUAUGGUGGCUAUCAAUCUUCAUAUUCAGGAAGUGGCUAUCAAGGUGGUGGUGGUGGAAGCUACCAGCAAGACAACAGAUACCAAGAUGGGCAUUCCAGCGAACGAGGCGGUGGUCGAGGAGGGCGAGGUGGCCGUGGAGGUCGUGGCCGUGGCGGGCAAGGUGGUGGAUGGGGAGGAAGAGGUGCACAAAACUUUAACCAAGGAGGGCAAUUUGAGCAGCACUUCCAGCAUGGAGGAUAUCAGUACAAUCAAUCUGGAUUUGGACAAGGAAGACACUUUACAAGCUGAGGCUACAAAAUCUGCCAUUUUGAUAGAGCUCAUGUAAUAGAAGCCUGAUUAUCUCUUCCACCCCCACCCCCUUUUGAAUUAGUACCAUGUGGCAGACUGUUUUUGGAGGGUCAUUUUUGCUUUUGAGCAUGUGAAAACAUACAGAUUAGUCUGGGGCUGCGUGAAGGCCAGCUUUUCUUCUCCAGGACUUACAGAACUUUAAAGCAGCAAGUGCGAUUCUCUGUACUAAAGGACUCUGGGGAUUUAAAAUACAUGUUGGUUCACAUCUAUAAGAACUUGUCAUUUCUACAUUGACUCAUUAUUUCUUUUAAAAUCUUACGCAGACAAAGAUAGUCUCAAUAUUGCAUUUCAUUUAGAAUUUUUCUAAGUAACAAGCUGACUCCUGAUCUGUAUUGUCAAGCUGCAGAUAAGUUUCCAUAGACCCCUCUGACAUCAGUUGGAUUUAGACAUUUGUAACUGUGCAGAGAACUUUAGCCCAUUUCAGUAGCCCUGUGUCUAUUAUAUGAGCUCUAUUGCUGACACCUUAUUCAGUAGCCUUACGUCUCACACUAAUCAGAAACACUUUGACAUGUCUGAACCGGAGACUUCAACCAUUAUCAUACCAUGCAAAUGUCAUCUAUCAAACCAAGCUAAGUUAUAAAUGGAUAGUAUAUGUAGCCCUAUGCUUCAGCAUAAUUCAGACUCACUUUCAUCCAGGGUUUCUUCCCUGACCAACCUAACUUUUACUUGAAGUUAGCUAGCAGUAAUGGCAAUCUGAAAUUUCUUUUAUGCACGAGUUAAUACCACUGAUCAGAAAAGGCAGGAUGGUUUUUAUUUAGGCAUUUGACUCAAGACAAAAUGCCCUUCAGCUGGGUUGGUUACAUUUUUAUUUACUGGAAAGUCGCAUCAAUGCGCCUUGCUGGUGUUUGUGUGUGUGUGUGUGUGUGUGCGUGUGUGUACAGAAACAUUGUCAAGCUGUGAAAGAAAAUGGCUGAAGGUAUGCUGUUGUAUAAAAGAUGGGCAAUAAAAGCAUCUGUUCUCCUA
This is a messenger RNA of Anolis sagrei ordinatus, 2840 nucleotides long. It is a transcript of the gene TSLIG3A, whose product is annotated as family with sequence similarity 98 member A. Gene Ontology annotation, cellular component: tRNA-splicing ligase complex. The record is from RefSeq and is a predicted model, not a curated record. Lineage: Eukaryota; Metazoa; Chordata; Lepidosauria; Squamata; Anolidae.